Wyeomyia smithii (pitcher-plant mosquito) is the source of this 1610-nucleotide messenger RNA. It is a transcript of the gene mtTFB2, whose product is annotated as dimethyladenosine transferase 2, mitochondrial. Gene Ontology annotation, biological process: transcription initiation at mitochondrial promoter; rRNA methylation. Gene Ontology annotation, molecular function: mitochondrial transcription factor activity; rRNA (adenine-N6,N6-)-dimethyltransferase activity. The record is from RefSeq and is a predicted model, not a curated record. Bases 136 to 1551 code for a protein of 471 amino acids. The transcript has 3 exons. Gene Ontology annotation, cellular component: mitochondrial matrix. NCBI's taxonomy places the organism in Eukaryota, Metazoa, Arthropoda, Insecta, Diptera, Culicidae.
AUUACCGCCGGUGCUGCCAGCAUCGGCAACCUCGGCUGUUGGUUGUUGUACACAAAUCAGCACUCUGCGUGUAUAUCUAUUGAAUAAAUAUUAUUUUAUUUCAACCCUUUUUAGUUUGAUAAUAAGGUGAACAGUAUGUUUCCAAGGCACUCGACGUUACUAAUAAGUUCGUGUAGAAAAUGCUUCCAUAGUAUUGUGCACAGAUCGUGGUGCUCACAGCCGGUUCCAUCAAAACGAAAUCUAAAGUCAGUCAGCAAGGACCAAGGGGCGGUUUCAGCGAAUCGUUUAGAGAAAGAAGUUCGACAUUUUUUCAAAGAAAUCGGCAGUGAAUCAAUUCUGAGCCAACUUCCGACCGAAUUACUGAAUCAGAGGCCAAAACAAACUGAUUGUCUGUACAUCGCAACAGCAGAGUGCGCUUCAAUUGUUCGGCAACAUGUUACUGCGGGAUUAUCGGCUGAUGCUUUGCUAGCGGAAGUAAAUCCAGGACCUGGUCUUCUAACUCGGGAGUUGCUAAAGGAUGGCGUCCAACGAUUGAUGCUAGUCGAAGAUGAUGAACAGUUUGAGCCGGUGCUGCGCAGCUUGAUGGCAACCUACAGGGACGUUGAUUGGUCGCUUAAAGUGGCUAACUUCAACGGGCACUGGAGGCAAGUGUAUUACGACAGCGAGGAUAGUAGGCGAAAGUUGCAAGAUCUACUGGAAGGAAUGCCGCGGAAACGAUGGAAAGAUGAGCCAAACAUUCGACUGUUUUCGAUCGUAGAUUCGACGAGGUUUUUUAAAGCCAUGAUGGGCUGCCUGGCCAACCAAACUGGGUUGUUCUCGCGAGGAAGGUGCGAGAUGGUACUGGUUCUGCCACCAUUGGUUUAUGUGCAAUUAACAUGUACCAAAGCAGCAGGUUAUGCAAUGUACCGCCAGCAGUCGGUGAUGUUUCAGUUGUUGUUUGAGCACGAGCUGUUGGGUACGAUUCCACGGAGGCAUAUUCUGCCGUGGGCAGCGAAACCACCUAAGCGUAAAAUACGGAGCGAACGGCAGCCCUACGAACAAACGCAGCAGGAUGAAUGGUAUCUGAUGCGAAUAGUGCCCCGUAAGGAUCUGCACGAUUUCUGUUUACCAGACGAUCUAAAGCUGUUGCGAUUUUUCGUUUACCAACAUUUGAUCAGCCGAACGAACCGAAUCAUACCUGCACUGGAGAAAUGGAUCCCUUAUUGCGGUUGUCGAUUGAUUCUUAAUCAGAACUAUGUUCCGUCGAUUGCGUCCGCGGCAGACAAGGACCAACAGUUGCCAUUUUACCUGCCAAAAUCGUUGCCUCUCCGGAGGAAUGACUACCCCGAACGGGUCACGAUUUUUACCAAGUUCGGAGAACUCACUCCUUCGCAGAUUUUAACGAUAUUUAACGACUUUAUAAGUUGGCCCGAGUUUAGGCAGUCAGCUUUCGUACAGUCGGCGGAGCAGAACCAACUGCGGCCAAUGUCACUAACCAAACGGUCGUCCUCGGAUGCGAUCGCUGCUGACGAAGAUGAUGAACGGGAGGUGGAAAAACAUCCGACGCGAUGAUUGAGGUGUUUCUUCAAAAUUUUGAAGGUAAAUUAUACAAUGUGAAAUCUAGAGCAAAA